Homalodisca vitripennis (glassy-winged sharpshooter) is the source of this 389-nucleotide messenger RNA. RefSeq names its product U6 snRNA-associated Sm-like protein LSm2. Gene Ontology annotation, molecular function: RNA binding. The record is from RefSeq and is a predicted model, not a curated record. NCBI's taxonomy places the organism in Eukaryota, Metazoa, Arthropoda, Insecta, Hemiptera, Cicadellidae. Gene Ontology annotation, biological process: mRNA splicing, via spliceosome. The annotation marks the transcript as partial. The transcript is spliced from 3 exons. Gene Ontology annotation, cellular component: U6 snRNP; U4/U6 x U5 tri-snRNP complex; P-body.
CUUGAUUUGUUUCAGUUGUUUUACUCAUUCUUCAAGUCUUUAGUGGGGAAGGAUGUUGUUGUGGAGUUGAAAAAUGACCUCAGUAUAUGUGGCACUCUUCACUCAGUUGACCAAUACCUGAACAUCAAGCUGACAGAUAUCAGUGUCACUGACCCGGACAAAUAUCCUCACAUGCUGUCAGUGAAGAACUGUUUUAUCCGUGGGUCUGUGGUGCGCUAUGUCCAGCUGCCAGCAGACGAGGUGGACACUCAGCUGCUACAAGAUGCUGCCAGGAAAGAAGCUGCAGUCACCACUAGAUAGAUCUAAAUAUAACAUAAUUUAAGCUUUGUGAAUAUCUCUUCAUUUAUUAUAUAAUUUUGUUUUAUAUAAAAACUUACAACUUGGUACGA